Molecule: messenger RNA, 965 nt
Organism: Glycine soja
Lineage: Eukaryota; Viridiplantae; Streptophyta; Magnoliopsida; Fabales; Fabaceae
Exons: 3
Coding region: 259-612 (117 amino acids)
Source: RefSeq, a predicted model, not a curated record
GAACAAUAAUUUGGGGCACGCUCAAAUGCUCACCUGCUGAAGCGGUAAUGUUAAUCUGAAAAAUCGAUGUGUUAACUAAAAUAAAUGGAUGAGGUUUGAGUCUCAAGAGCUGGAAUGGCAUGGUGACGAUGGAAACUCAAAUACAAGAACUCUCUCCCUCCAAAACCCGCAGGAAAUCCUCCUACGGAACUUCUAAAAGGUCCAUUCUGAAGAAAUCCUUCAGCCAAGAGCAAGUCACCUUCACCGCUCCUCUCUCCGAUGACCCCCUCGUCGCCCUCAUCGGUAAAGGCAGGAAUGCUAGAGGGUGUUGAAUCUGCCCUUGGAUUAUCAAAAGGGUCACUUCCAAAACCUUUUUAUACCAGACUUCAACUAUGGGGUGCAGUUUUUCCAACUAAUACACAUGGAGUUCCAUGUAUCUUUGAUCCCUUUGGAAGGGCUGGGAUAUGUGGUGAUUGGCUACUAGGUUCUAAUAUAGAGGCAGCCGUCUUAAGUGGAAUUGCUCUAGCGAACCAUAUUGCAGACUAUUCCCAAAGCCCCGGAACUGACCCUGGAGAGUUUGCUGUUGGUUUAAAUCAUGAGUUUCAACCACUGGAAGGCCAUGAUAUUGGAUAAUUCCCUGGUUUGUGGUCAGAAGAAAAGAUGAAUGAAGGCCAAGCAUACGAGCUUGCCAAGUAGUCCUUGGUGCUCAUGAAGGUCUCUCAUCUGGUAACAGAAAAUUCACUUCAUAUCCAUGCAAAGGAAAUCCCCCUGAAAGCUUCCCAAUUCUCAAUGUAAGAUAUAGCUUGAAAUUUGAACAUUCCUUUGGGUGAAGAGGGGCCUUAUCUCCCUCAACAGCCACAUGAUGACAUGAAACGACACAGAAUUGUAAUUUACGCAUCUCUUUUGAAGAAAGAGACAGUGGCAUUAUUAUUGUCCUGGAAUGAAUAAAAUUGUCCCUGAAAUGAUAAUAAAUCAUGUUUCUCAUA